This is a messenger RNA of Triticum aestivum (bread wheat), 922 nucleotides long. Its product is annotated as non-specific lipid-transfer protein C6-like. The transcript is spliced from 3 exons. The record is from RefSeq and is a predicted model, not a curated record. The coding region runs from base 56 to 586 and encodes 176 amino acids. NCBI's taxonomy places the organism in Eukaryota, Viridiplantae, Streptophyta, Magnoliopsida, Poales, Poaceae.
CGGACACCAUACGACGACCUAAGUUUCUUGCACACGCACAACUCCCGUACACGCAAUGGCGUCCAAACCGAUCUUCGCCUGCGUCGUCCUCCUGAUCGCCAUCGCCGCCGCGGCAAUCACGCCGGCAUCCGCGGCCGGAGCUAACCCCACCGCCGUCGGCGGUGGCUCCGACGAGACGGCAACGACGUGCGUGCCGACGCUUGAGCGCCUUCUGUCGUGCCUGGACUUCAUCGAGCACCGCACCGACGCGAUCCCGCUGCCCUGCUGCGUCCAGGUGAACACCACGGUGGCGCAGCAGCCGUGCUGCCUCAUGCACGUCCUGCGCGGCGACGUCGCGCGGCUCAUGGGGCCGGAGUUCGACAGCUCCCGCGCCAUGGUCAACGUCACCUCCAGGUGCCUCGGCGACGGCUCCAUCCUCAUGUCCAUCACUCGUUCGUGCGCAGGCAAGCCGCUUCCGCCGCUGACGCCUGAAUAUCCCUUCACUGCCGCGUUGCCGCCGCCGCCGCCGCCAUCCUCAGGAUCAGAACGGCUGGAAGGCUUCUCUUACGCCGUAUUGCUAGUUGCACUGGUUGCAAGCUUCUUGUGAUCUGUCGGGAAACUGGCGAUCAGCUGGCUGGACGUACAUGGAGAAAAUCUGGACACGUUUGAUGUUGAACAAAAUAUAGUUACAGUUUUGCUAAAGCACAUCUAGAUGUGCUAUAAAUAUUGCACAUCUAAAUCAUAUAUCAUUAAUCUUACAUUGAGAUUCGUGUGGAUAUUUUUUUUUUUUUUCUCUUUGUGUUUGAUUCACUCACUUAAAUGUGCAAUAACUAGAGCACAUUUAGAUGUGUCCUAGACACACCCAUAUAGUUAAUUCUUGUGUUUCUCUGUCUUUCUUUACUCUGUUUAUUCUGUAAUUCUAUGUAUAUGUUUAGCAGUUUUG